GUUAGAAAUGUUUCGCGCCUUGGUCUCGAGACCGCAGCCUCUCUUAAAAAAAGACCACGGUAUUUACGCCUAUUUAUUGCGGUGAACAUACAACAUUUACUGUCGAGAACCCCCGUGUGUGAUGAGAUUAUUGAGAUAUCCGAGUGGAACAGAGGGAAAAUCAUCUAGGCACUGCCAUUAUGGAUUUAUAGACGAGGAAAUAUCUUCAGCACGAGAAGAUCGACUAGGGGAUUUUGCACAAGAAAGAAAAAAGUAAAAAUACUUGUUUUGCUUGAAAUAUUCUCGUUUGCACCAUAUUUUCAGCGAGACUUGUUAAGUUUGUUUUUGAGGUAAACUCGCGUAUCCAGCUGUGGACGCGCGCUGGGGUCCAUCAGAGAUGGAGAGGAUGCGCGCGCUUGGAGGGAAGUUUUUCCUCAGAUAUCCAAAUACAAAACCUCUCGUCAACUGGAUUACGAAAUGACAACUCAAAGCAGUGUAUAAUAAAGUAUUUAUGAAAGGAUCCGCAAGAGGAAAACAUAAAUAAGCUAAUAGGAGUGAUCUAACCUGUGCGUAAUGGACACAUAACAUCAGGAUAUCAGCAUACAGGCUUGCACUGCCAUAGCAAUGAUUGCGACCGGAGGAGUGCUCACAGGGCUCGCAGCAUUGAAAAGGCAAGAUUCCUCUCGCUCCCAGUUUCAUCUGUCUGCUCCAAGCCCCGCUCCUGCAGCAAAGAAAGCAUCUAAACGUAAAUCUCGAGCUGAUGUGGUGGUGGUAAGAGGGAAGAUCAGGCUGUAUUCGGCCUCUGGGUUCUUCCUAAUUUUGGGAGUACUGAUUCUCAUGGCAGGUAUUGCCAUGGCUGUUUUAGGAUACUGGCCUCACAGGGACCCCCAAAAGGCACCAGAAAGCAAGAUCUACACAAACGACACGCAAGUCGAGCGUGAACGAGUGAGCUCCGUAGCGCAAUUCCUUGAGCAGCACAUGCAUUCGGAGAAGAUGAAAAUGCUGGGUCCGUUCACCAUGGGAAUUGGGAUUUUUAUCUUCAUUUGCGCUAAUGCCAUCUUACAUGAGAACAGAGAUCGUGAGACAAAGAUUAUCCACAUGAGGGACAUGUACUCAACUGUCAUAGACAUUCACAGUCUCCGGAUCAAGGAGCAGAAGUGUACCAACGGGGCCUACAUGGGUCCCUACGCUGAUGCGGAGAACGUCCGUUCUUUUAGACGGGACAGUCAAUUUGCUUCACGGCUUGCCGCUAACACGCUCAUGUCCUUUUCUGGUGACAUCCGUUUCUCCCACAGGACCAACUCGGCCGAAGAUGAGGAGGGUUUAAUGAGUGAAGCUAAAGGAGGAUUAAGCCUGCUGUCGCCUACCUACAAGAACCGGUCGGAAUCUAUAUUCGGGUUUCAGCCCGAAAUCGGUCGUAAGUGUGGCGGUCUGAAAAAAUGCCAAACGCGCUCCAUCGUCUCGUCCUCCAUCAGCGCCUUCACGUUGCCCGUCAUCAAACUCAACAACUGUGUCAUCGAUGAGCCGGACAUCGACAGCAUCACAGAGGACCUGGAGCUGAACAUGGAGCAGUCCAGACCUCAGUCUAUGGAAUCAUUAACUGUUCCCAUUCCUGAUGUCACCAAAGCAUUUAAGCCUCCCGGUGCCCAGCUGCUUCGGAGCAACUCUGCAACAGAAUCCCCCAGUCCCACGUCCUACCGUUCUUCACUUUCUCCCGGAUCCACCAGCACUAGAUUCCUGUCACCAGGAGCGGCUCGUAAAGACUUUGGUUCCAAUAGCUCCCUGCACAUGUUAUCGGCCCAUUCCAAAUCUCUGGAUUUAGAGAGAGGACCGGCAAUGCUUACUGUCCAGAGCGAACAGAGGAAACAUCCCAGCUGGCCUCGACUGGACCGUAGUAAUAGUAAAGGAUACACGAAACUGGAGAACAGAGAGGACCCUAUGGACAGGCUAAUAGUGCCCCCAGUGGCCGUGAAGAAGGACUACACGAAAAAGGAGAAGCUUCUUAUGAUCUCCAGGUCACACAAUAACUUGCGUUUUGAAAAUGAUGAGUUUAUGAGCAACAGUCUAAAGAGAGGCACAUCAGAGACCAGAUUUUAAAAUCUGAAGGGGCGGUUUCCCGGACAGAGCUUUUCCUAGUCCUAGACUAAAAUGCAUGUUUGAGCUGCCUCAAUUUAAAAACACAAUGUACUGACAUAUCUUAACAUAUAUCAGUGUCAUUGUUUCGUCACAAGAUGCAGACCAGUAUUGGUUUUGUAAGGUUUGUUUGUAAAAACUAACGUUCUAAUAUAACUAAGGCCUAGAUUAAUCUAAACCCUAUCCGGGAAACCACCCCUAAUAUUUUUUAAAGUUUCAAGAGCCACCAAAAGAAACUGUCUGCAAUACAGAAGAUGAAUUUGUGCUGUUUCUAAAAUGAUUUGCAGAAUAAACCUUGCACAGAAAGCUCAGACAUUUGUGACCUUUAUGUGAGAUUUUUUUUUACAAAAUAGUGAAGAGUAAUGAUAAAGGAAAGUAUUGGGACAUAGCAUCAAUUUAAUAACAGAUGGAUGAAACUUGUUAUAAUGUGUUUGUAUUGUAUUUGACAGAACCAGAUGUCUGUUUUGAGUGCACUAUGUGUGAUUUACCAGAUACUUUUACUGUGGGGGCUUUAAAUAAUUUAUUGUUUAAAAGACACGGUGAUAUUUUUGAAGAGAAUCUUUUCAUGUAUAAUUUAUCUGUUUCUCAGAAUAAAGAAAACCUUUGCAAAUACUGUUGUCUUGUUUAUUGAUAUUAAAAUGAUAGUUUACCUGAAAAUAGAGAAAAUUUUGUCAUAAUUUA
Paramisgurnus dabryanus is the source of this 2793-nucleotide messenger RNA. RefSeq names its product transmembrane protein 200A (gene tmem200a). The record is from RefSeq and is a predicted model, not a curated record. Lineage: Eukaryota; Metazoa; Chordata; Actinopteri; Cypriniformes; Cobitidae.